CACAGAGGGAAUCCACAGCAGCUGUAUCGUCUGCUGGCCGGAGCGCAUCGCACACAGCUGGAAUCCUCGCCAAGAGACGCAGCUCAACCAUGAGUGAGAGAAAAACACCUGGAGCAAUGACUGGAAACACCAAGCCAUCUGCUGGCCACGCAACGCAAGGUCAGCAAAAGGCUCCGUCUAAACAUGAAAAGAAAAACAACGUCCCCCAGGACUUUGACAUCGACAUGGACGACCCAGAGACGCAGAGGGCCGCUGUGGCUAUCCAGUCUCAGUUCAGAAAAUUCCAGAAAAAGAAGCAGGAUGUGAAGUCAUAGAGCAAACGUCGUCAGACUCGUCGCUCUCCUGAUAUGGUCUCGGUUUUGCAUGUCGAUCAAACUGCUGCACUAUCCAGAGCUGCGAGGAGAACAGGCUGAGGUGGGGGGAGGGAAAAUAUUACUGUAAAAGUCUGUGUAAAUUUUACAAACACUAAAACAUCUGACAUAAGCAUUGGGUUGGUCAGUUUUCGGUUAGCCGGUAGAACUUCUGAAUGGGUCAUUUUCAUCGAGUCUUAUAGAACCGUGUGAGACGCAAAUUUACACGCAGCAAAUAAUUGGAAAUAAAAGUUUGUCUUUCCAGGAAAACAGAAAGACGCUGGCAGUUCAGAUUAUUUAUGAUUUAAUAAAGAGCUCCACUGAAUGUCUGAGUAGCUAUAACUAUGAACAGCUUCAGCUUUUACUUUCACGCUGCUGUGUUGUUCUGCUGUCCCUUUAACAUCAACCCCUCACAGCUGUGUGAAACACUGUGUGCGUAAUCUAAUUCCUGUUGUGUGUUGUUGUGUUUCGCUGCUACAACAUAAUUGAUUUGAUGCUCCUGUAGUUUUCUUGUAUAUGAUUAGUUUAGAAACACGCAAGCUUGCACACAUGCAUACAAAAAGAAGAAUAAAAAUCACUAAUAAAGAAAUUUAAAAA
This is a messenger RNA of Gambusia affinis (western mosquitofish), 947 nucleotides long. It is a transcript of the gene pcp4a, whose product is annotated as Purkinje cell protein 4a. Gene Ontology annotation, molecular function: calmodulin binding; calcium ion binding. Gene Ontology annotation, cellular component: cytoplasm. The transcript has 4 exons. The coding region runs from base 90 to 314 and encodes 74 amino acids. Lineage: Eukaryota; Metazoa; Chordata; Actinopteri; Cyprinodontiformes; Poeciliidae. The record is from RefSeq and is a predicted model, not a curated record.